This is a messenger RNA of Gopherus evgoodei (Goodes thornscrub tortoise), 3641 nucleotides long. It is a transcript of the gene DNAI2, whose product is annotated as dynein axonemal intermediate chain 2. Gene Ontology annotation, molecular function: dynein light chain binding; dynein heavy chain binding. The transcript is spliced from 14 exons. Gene Ontology annotation, biological process: cilium movement; outer dynein arm assembly. The record is from RefSeq and is a predicted model, not a curated record. NCBI's taxonomy places the organism in Eukaryota, Metazoa, Chordata, Testudines, Testudinidae. The coding region runs from base 245 to 2017 and encodes 590 amino acids. Gene Ontology annotation, cellular component: outer dynein arm.
GGCUCCACCCCCCGGGUGAGGGAGGGGCCCUGCAGCUCAGCCCGGCCCCCCUUUCUCCUACCCAGCGCGGCUGCCCCCUGCUGCGGGGUGCUCCUCGUGCAGCGCCUGGCACAGCAGGGACCCGCAGGUGCCAACGUCCUAGGGCUGGGAGCCACGCGUGGGGCCAAGGGGGCAGAGCCGGGCCGGCAGCCGGGACUCCUGGGUUCGCUCUGCUGGGAGCCACGCCUGGGGCCAAGCAGGCACCAUGGAGAUCGUCUACGUGUAUGUGAAGAAGCGCAGUGAGUUUGGCCGACAAUGCAACUUCUCCGACCGGCAGGCCGAGACCAACGUGGACAUCCAGCCAGACCCGAGCCUAGCCAAAAACUUCAUAGAGAGGGACCCCAUUGAUGCUGCAAUACAGUGUGCCAGUGAUAUGUCGGAGCAUGAGGUCAACACGGAGAGAUUUGAGAUGGAAAACGAGGGGGUUAACCACUUGGAAGGAGGGUGGCCAAAAGACGUCAACCCGCUGGAGAUGGAGCAGACCAUUCGCUUCCGGAAAAAAGUGGAGAAAGAUGAGAACUAUGUCAACACCAUCAUACAGCUCGGCAGUCUGAUGGAACAUUGCAUCAAACAGAACAAUGCGAUCAAUAUCUACGAGGAGUACUUUGACGAUGAGGAGACAGCAGAUGUAGCAGAUGAGCCUCCAUCUGCAAAAACCAUCAAUGUGUUCAGGGAUCCAAAUUUAAUCAAAAGGACCGCCACGCAUCUCUCCUGGCACCCGGAUGGAAGCAAAAAGCUGGCAGUAGCUUAUUCCAGCCUGGAGUUCCAGCGAAGCUCCAGAGAUAUGAGCUAUGAGUCAUACAUAUGGGAUCUUGAAAAUCCCAACAAACCAGACCUGGUUCUCAGGCCAUCAUCCCCGCUUGUGAGCCUGGAAUACAACCCCAAAGACUCUCACAUCCUGGUUGGAGGAUGCUAUAAUGGACAGAUCGCUUACUGGGACACCAGGAAAGGAGGACAGCCGGUGGAGCUUUCCACCAUAGAAUUCAGCCACAGGGACCCCGUGUAUGGUAUGAUCUGGCUUCAAUCCAAAACCGGCACAGAGUGUUUCUCCGCCUCUACCGAUGGGCAGGUCCUGUGGUGGGAUAUUCGUAAGCUGACCGAACCCACGGAGACACUGGUGAUGGACAUCAGCAGGAAAGGAGUCUUGGAGAACGCUUUAGGAGCCAUCGCGCUGGAGUUUGAACCAACCAUGCCGACCAAGUUCAUGGUGGGGACGGAACAAGGCGUGGUGAUCACCUGUAACCGCAAGGCCAAGACACCCGCUGAAAAGAUAGUUGGCACAUACAGUGGGCACCAUGGCCCCAUCUAUGCCCUGGCAAGGAACCCUUUCUUCCCCAAGAACUUCCUGACAGUCGGGGACUGGACUGCUCGGAUCUGGUCUGAGGACUGCAAGGAAUCGUCCAUCAUGUGGACCAAGUACCACAUGGCCUACCUAACAGACGGGUGCUGGAGCACCAUCCGGCCAGCUGUCUUCUUCACAACCAAAAUGGACGGGACCCUUGAUGUCUGGGACUUCCUCUUCAAACAGAACAACCCCUCCCUCAGCGUGAAGGUCUGUGAUGAGCCUCUCUUCAGUCUGCGUCUGCAGGACAACGGGCGUUUCAUUGGCUGCGGCUCUAAGCUGGGCACAGUGACCCUGCUGGAGGUCUCUUCCGGGCUCUGUACCCUGCAGAGGAACGAGAAGAACCUAGCCACGGCGAUGUUUGAGCGAGAGACAAAGCGAGAGAAGAUCCUGGAGGCCCGGCACCGGGAGAUGCGUCUGAAGGAGCGCACCAAGGCCGAGGGCAAGGAGGAGGACGUGAAGGUGGAGACGGAGGAGAAGAAGCCUGAGGAGCUGCUGGCCAGAGUCCAGAAGGAGUUCUUCGAGAUCAUCGAAGCAGAGAUCAGGAGGAAGGAGCGGGCAGACAAGCUGUCGAAAGGCCAGGAGAAGGAAGUUACAGAUGAAAACGAGGAUGAAGGCCCCUACAAGGAGGAGUGAGCCUGGCGUGUGGCUCGCACAGUCACACUUAAUUUAUUCUUGUACCAGUGCAGGUUGUUUCCCUUUUUGAUCUUUUCUACAGAACAGACUGGAUUAAUAAACAGCAGCAUUUUUAAGCCAUGUCUGGUUGGGUCCGACAGAUGUCAGGGUGGCGGGAUCUGUAUGUUGCAAUCUGCUUUGCAUCCUGGACCGAAGGAGGAAGCAGGCAGCCAUUCCCCGGGCGCCGCUGUCUGCCUAGACACCGUGCUGUCUCCCCUACGCAGACCCGCAGGCAGAGUAGCAGCAGCCGCCACUGGAGGUCUGUGCCGUGUUCUGUUGCGCCUGCUCUCCUUCACCCACCUGCCCACAGGAGCGUGGACGUUCCCCUUCCCCUCAAUAAGCAGGUGGUUUUAUGACAUGACAAAAGGCCAAACACUCCUGGUCAAACACUUGGCUCCUCUCCUUAUCCCAACAUGCACCCUGCAACCACUGUGCCAGCUCGCCAGGCCUAGCGAUCGCAGCUGGGGCAGCCUGUCUAGUCUGUCGAGGUUCCCCUGUGACACUCAUCCACGCGGGAUCUGCUUGGGUCAUGGAACUGAUUGGCUGGUUCCAAACUCGCGACUCUCCUGCUGACAGCAAAGGGACCAGGCACUGGAAUACUUCCUGGGGAGGGCUACGAGGAUGUACUGCGUGUGUGUGUUUGGCUGCAGGCAUGCAUGUGCCCCGGAGAAGUGGGAACUGAGUGGCUGUGUAGCAACAGCAGGAAGAUGAUCAUGGCAGAAGCAAAGCCCCCUUGUAUAAAUACAUGUGCGCUGCUUCGGUAAUUUGCAGACAUGGCUAGAAACUUCAGCCGGGGACGGGGAGACUGCUGCACGUUCAUGGCUGUAACUUCAGUCUGUUCCGGGCAGGAGCUUUCUCCUGAAGCUGCUGCUCCGCAGGGAGAGCUCAGAGCUGCGGGGCUCCCAUGCAUUGCCCUGCGGAAAGGCCUUUCCAAUGGCUUGCGGCUGGGAAAGUGAAAGCAGCUCUCCGGGCCGCUCACCCAGCGUUUUUGUACAGAGCCCCUUCUCCAUGUGGCCUCUCAGGCAGGUCGGUGUAGUCAUCCCCUUUGUACAGAUGGGGAAACUGAGGCACUGAGCAAGGGAGUGGCUCACCCUGAUCCAGGAAUAGAACCCAGGAGUCCUGACUGCAUCCGGUAGAGCAAACUCUGUCCCUCAGUAGCCCUGCCCCCUAGCUCCUCCCCCAGAGAGGGGAAAUCCCUCCUGCCCCAUGCCUGGGUCAUCUGAGUGUUGUUACUGUGGCUGUUUAUUCUCUGUGUCACCAUAGUCCCCAGAUGGCCCAGUGGUGGAGCAGAGGCCCAGUGCGCUAGGCACUGUACAAGCACAGAAUGGGUAUGCAUACCCUGGACGUACGCAGAGGUCUGCUGGGGGGACAGCAACUCUCUGGAUAUUCGCCUAGUUUUACAACAGGCUACAUAAAAAGCACUGGUGACGUCAGUACAAACUAACAUUUCAUACAGACCAUGACUUGCUCUGUGUACUGUACCCUGCAAUGGAAGGACAGUGUGCAUGUUCCACUGGAUUUAUUUUAUAAUUCUGUGGUAAAAAGGAGAAAGUCAGUGAUUUGUCAGUAAGUGGCUGUUACACUU